Messenger RNA from Aspergillus ruber CBS 135680, 1197 nucleotides. RefSeq names its product glycoside hydrolase family 16 protein. Bases 1 to 1197 code for a protein of 398 amino acids. The transcript has 2 exons. NCBI's taxonomy places the organism in Eukaryota, Fungi, Ascomycota, Eurotiomycetes, Eurotiales, Aspergillaceae. Gene Ontology annotation, biological process: carbohydrate metabolic process. The record is from RefSeq and is a predicted model, not a curated record. Gene Ontology annotation, molecular function: hydrolase activity, hydrolyzing O-glycosyl compounds.
AUGAAGACACUCGUCUUACUGCUCAAAUUCCUCAUCUAUGUGGCCCCCAUCCUAUCGCAGACCAUCCCCGAAGAUGACUCUUCUCCAAUUUUACCCGCCACUGCUGAGAACCACAAGCACCCGCACUGCGACUGCUACUUGGUCUCCGGUCAGAAUCAAGGAUACUUCCAGCAUUACCAACUCUGGGAUUUUCGAAAUGCUCCUAUUCCCCGCGAUACGGUGAUGGCGAGUGACAGCGUAUUCGGAGCCAACGCAGUGCCACUGUCGAGAUCCCAUUUUGCAGCAGAUUGGAAUACGCAGAACUGGAAUCGUCGACCUACCUCUCAGAAGCCCGUACCGAUCCUCAACUCAGUUAACAACAUCUUCUUCGCCCAAGACCCGCUUCUCAAGAGCAACGGUAGCAAUUCAACCACCGAGUUUGGAAACACCUACCUCGUGCUUCGCACCACGCGUCUUGACAAAUACAACUCAGCCGCUGAGCUCGAAAACCGUCUUACGAAUGUAUUCCGCUGCUCAUUCCGUGUCCGUCUCCGCAUGCUACCUUACGGCCGUCUUGCCAAUGACGAACUAGGAUGGAAUCGUACGAAUCACAAUAUCACCAAUUCCAUGACCCCAGGUGGACCCCCAAAGGGUGCCUGUGCUGGUAUCUUCACCAUCGACCCUUCAGGUGGGGAGUCGGAUAUCGAGAUUCUAACCAAGGACCCGUCCAAUAUUAUCCAUUACGCCAACCAACCAGACUACGACUGGGAAACGGAUGAGACUAUCCCCGGGGCUAGUACUAUCGCUGCUGUUCAGACGCCGUGGACUGAGUGGGCCACGCAUCGGCUGGAUUGGUUUCCUAACCUCUCUGUCUGGUACGUUGAUGAUCACAUACACAGUUCUAAGACGUACAAGGUCCCCGAUAUGCCGAGUACGCUGGUUAUCAACCUUUGGAGUGAUGGCGGGGACUGGACUGGUGAUAUGAAGGUUGGAGAGAGCGCGUUUAUGGGCAUCGAAUGGAUCCAGUUGGCCUAUAACAUAUCCGGUCAGUCCAGAGAUGUGCCAGGCGGCGAUCCGGGGAAAGCAAACAUUUCGGGCGAGGAGAGGAAGAAAAAGAAGCAAAAAGGGGAUGAUGAUGAUGAUGAUGAUGAUGAAGGAGAUUAUCACGGCCAUGACGAGAAAUGUCGCAGACCAUGCUGGUUGGACGACGUUAGGUAG